AUGCCUGCCGGAAUCGGUAGCUGCGCGAUGGCGCCAACGAGCAACGGAAAUCCUUUCGAACGCGAACAAAAGGAUCAUCCGGCGUUUACGAUUCUCCAGAAAGACGGUCUGGACACGAGUCUGCCACUACUGCACGUGAACGGCGACGAGUCGAUUCGAUCGGACGUCCACGGAUUCGAGAACGGCAAGAACAAUCUGUUCGAUCGAAGACGAAGAAGCAGAUCGAACGAUCAUCUUCUUCAAGCAGCUCUCCAAAGCAAUCAGGCGAAUCCACUGAAGAAGAAAGCUAGAAGCAGAAGUCAGGACAGUUCGCGUUCGUUGGAAAAGGUUCCGGUAAUCAAACCGAGCAUCACCUUGUCCACCGAAAAUUUCAACGAAGUUCUGAACGCGAAAUUGAAGAAACUGCAAGAACAGGAGAAGCAAGAACAACGAAAGAACGCGAAGAGGAACGAGAACGUUGGCAGGAAACCGUUCAUCAGUACCGUGAAAACGGGGGAAUUUCUGAUGCCACCACCGGAAGUAGCGGCUCUACUUGGCAUCGCACCACCCACCAACGGUACCAACGAAAUCGACGUUUGCCCUUUGCGGUCGAGAUUUAAAACCCUCGUGUCGCUGGCCAGAAAACCGGAAGUACGUCACAACAGCCACAAUGCCAGGUGUCCGGCCGCGCUCAAGGCCACAGUCGACUACACCCUUGGAAUGAUGAACGCGACCACCAUCGCUGCAUCGACCUUGGACGACAGGCUGAAAACGAUGAAGAGAAACGACGCGACCGAUCAACCGGUUCCCUUUGGGAAUAUCAUGUUUGAUCGUCGGGUCGUUCGCGGAAGUACCUACGCCACUGCCCCUAUCCUCAUCGAUGGAGAACAAUCGACAGCAGCCAGACAAGCGGAAGCUAGGAGAAGGAACUUGACGAGGAAACGAGCACAAGCUCAAGCCACGAAAGCACUCGUCCUUAGAAAGGGUUCGCCACCUCCGGUUGCUGGUCGCAAACACGAGCCGGUGCAAACGGAUCUCUUUCUCGAAGAGCUAUCGGAGAAGCCGGACGAAUCCGAAGUCGCGACACAAACCGAUUACUUCUUGGAUAGACCUCCAACCCCGCAACCCUGCCCGCAGAAGGUUGGCGAAGAUGUUAGCACGCAAAUUGAACCCGGCGAUCUGUUCGACUUCGACUACGAAGUGCAACCGAUCCUCGAGGUACUCGUUGGAAAGACGAUGGAACAGGCAUUGAUCGAGGUACUGGAAGAAGAAGAAGUUGCUGCUCUGAAGGAACAACAAAGGAAAUUCUUAGAGCUUCGAGCCGCGGAAAAAGCGGAAGCUCGAAGAUUGGAAGAACAAGAAAGAAGAGUAAGGGAAGAAAAGGAUCAACGAUUAAGGCAACACGAGAAAGCAAUGGUAGCUGAAAAGGAAACGGAAGAACGUAUCGCGGCAGCGACUCUUUUAACAGGAUACAUUGCAGAACUUUUGCCAGCGGUUCUAGAAGGAUUGAAAAUGUCUGGAUUCCUAUUGGACGAGAUCAAGGCUGAUGUCGAGGAAGGUUUCGUUCCCUGGUUAAUGAAAGAGGUGAAAAAGGAGAUGGGCAACAUGAUCGAGAGUAGAGAACUUCUCAUGGAAAUCGUGAGGGAGAUUCUGGAGAGUCGUGCAGAAACUUAUAAAAAGCUUGGCGAAGAAUACGAUGCGUCGAGGAUAAGGAAACCGUCGAUAGAACAUAUAGAAGAUGGAGGUAUCGACCGAAAUUUCGUGGAUUAUCAACCACCAGCUAUCGAAAACACGGACGUCGUUGAAAGAGUCGAUUAGUCGAAACACUCUGAUCCGUUUGAAAUCGAGGAAAAAAACAAGGCAAAUGAAAAGGAACGAUCGAAGCCAAGGAAGGAAUUCUCUAACGAACGAUAG
Messenger RNA from Megachile rotundata (alfalfa leafcutting bee), 1893 nucleotides. It is a transcript of the gene Rsph3, whose product is annotated as Radial spoke head protein 3. Gene Ontology annotation, cellular component: cilium. The record is from RefSeq and is a predicted model, not a curated record. NCBI's taxonomy places the organism in Eukaryota, Metazoa, Arthropoda, Insecta, Hymenoptera, Megachilidae.